Molecule: messenger RNA, 2352 nt
Organism: Erigeron canadensis
Lineage: Eukaryota; Viridiplantae; Streptophyta; Magnoliopsida; Asterales; Asteraceae
Product: aminopeptidase P2
Exons: 13
Coding region: 57-2165 (702 amino acids)
Molecular function (GO): metalloaminopeptidase activity
Source: RefSeq, a predicted model, not a curated record
UCCCCAAACCUUAUCUUUCCAGGAAUCACUGUUUCUUCAAUUUGCUUGCCUGGUCAAUGAAGUCAGCAGCAGCGAUAAUGUCCACCCUCUCCCUCCCUCCUUCCACCGCCUAUUCUUCCCACCGCCAUUACUUCCACUUGUUUCCUCUUUCAUUUUCAAUCAACCCUUGUACAUAUAAAAAACCCUCACAAAUCAAUCCUCACAUGUUCAUUGUUCGCAAUUCAACUUCCGGUUCCUCGAUCUCCGCGAAACCGUCUUCGGAAAUGCGGAAGAAUCGUGGCGGAGGAUCGGAACAAGAUCAGAAGCUGAGGUCACUCCGUGAGCUGUUUGGAAAGCCAGGUGUUAAUAUUGAUGCUUAUAUUAUUCCUUCUCAGGAUGCUCAUCAGAGUGAAUUUAUUGCCGAGUGCUAUAUGAGGAGGCAAUACAUAUCAGGUUUUACUGGUAGUGCUGGUACAGCGAUUGUAACAAGGCAUAAGGCAGCUCUUUGGACAGACGGGCGAUAUUUUCUUCAGGCUGAGAAGCAGUUGAGCCCGAGUUGGAUCCUCAUGCGUGCUGGUAACUGGGGUGUCCCUAACACUACUGAGUGGCUUAAUGAUGUUUUAGCUCCUGGUGGUAGAAUUGGAAUUGAUCCUUUUCUUUUUUCUUCUGAGGCUGUAAACGAAUUGAAGGAAACUGUUGCUAAAAGUAAUCAUGAAUUGGUGUACUUAUAUGAUGUUAAUCUAGUGGAUGAAGUUUGGAAAGAAGCAAGGCCAUUGCCUCCAAGCAAACCAAUCCGACUGCAUGACCUUAAAUAUGCUGGUGUAGAUGUAUCAACUAAACUAUCUAAUCUAAGGUCUGAACUUGCCGACUCUGGUUCUUCUGCAAUUGUCAUCUCUAUGCUCGAUGAAAUUGCAUGGCUACUUAACUUGAGAGGAAAUGAUGUUCCUCAUUCUCCUGUUAUGUAUGCAUACUUGAUAGUGGAGAUUAAUGCAGCAAAACUGUUUGUAGACAACUCUAAAGUGACCCCUGAAGUGAUGGAGUACUUGAAAAAAGCUGGUGUAGAGUUAAGACCAUACGAGUCCAUUCUUUCUGAAAUUGAAAGCUUGGCUGCUCGAGGGGCCCAUCUGUGGCUGGACACAGCAUCAGUUAAUGCUGCUAUUGCAAGCACAUAUGCAACCGCAUGUGAUAAAUAUUUAGAAAAUGUUGGUAGUAAAAGCAGAGCGAAGAACUUAUCUGGUGCACCAAGUGUGUUGUGUAAGAGCUCUCCGGUGUCUCUAGCUAAAGCAGUGAAAAAUCAUGCUGAGUUAGAAGGGAUGCGUAAUUCUCACCUUAGGGAUGCAGCUGCUCUUACUGAGUUUUGGUCAUGGUUGGAGGAGGAAAUGAAUAAAAAUGUGGUACUCACAGAAGUUGAAGUUGCAGACAAACUUCUUGAGUUUCGUGUGAGCCAAGAUGGUUUUGUUGAUACUAGCUUUGAUACUAUUAGUGGGUCUGGUGCGAACGGUGCUAUUAUACAUUAUAGAGCAGAACCAGAUAGCUGUAGCACUGUGGAUACACAAAAACUCUUCCUGCUAGACAGUGGGGCACAAUAUCUUGAUGGGACAACUGACAUAACCCGGACAGUACAUUUUGGCCAACCUUCCGAACGACAAAAAGAGUGCUUCACCCGAGUUCUUCAGGGCCAUAUAGCUCUUGACCAAGCAGUGUUUCCAGAAAAUACUCCCGGUUUUGUACUGGAUGCAUUUGCACGUUCCUCCCUUUGGAAAGUUGGCCUUGAUUACCGACAUGGAACUGGGCAUGGGGUUGGAGCUGCAUUAAAUGUUCAUGAAGGUCCACAAAGUAUUAGCUUCCGAUUUGGCAAUAUGACUCCUUUGCUUAAAGGCAUGAUUAUCAGCAAUGAACCAGGCUAUUAUGAAGACCAUUCUUUUGGUAUUCGAAUCGAGAAUCUACUAUUUGUCAAAGAGAUAGACACUCCUAAUCGUUUUGGAGGAAUUACCUAUAUUGGAUUUGAGAAGCUCACUUUUGUGCCUAUACAGACUAAAUUGGUUGACUUAACCUUAUUGUCUGCCGCUGAGAUUGAUUGGCUUAAUGAUUAUCAUUCACAAGUUUGGGAGAAGGUUUCCUCAUUGGUGGAUGGGACCGCACGUGAAUGGCUAUGGAAUAACACACGUCCAGUUGCAAAACCAUGAUUGUUGUAGCAAUAUUUUUAUGCAUGUGUAUACAAUAAGUUGUAUGUGUCAUUUAUGUCAUCUGUAUAUAGAACAGGGUGCUUGGGUAGGGGCUCGUUGAACUACAUAUUUAUCUUGGCUUCAUACUAGCAACAUUCUUUCUGCAAAUACAUUUUCAGUUGAUAAAAUCAUAUUGAUUAAUUUAGCA